AUGCCGUUGUUCUCGGUCAACCGUAUGAGGAAUGGUGCUCAGUGCCCGUAUCAACUCGGUGCUCGUGGGGUGAAGUGCCGUGGUGCACAUCCCUCUCCCGGGGUGCCGUCGGAGUCUGUGGAUAAGGAGAAACAAGCAUUAAUGUCGCCUGGAGCUCCGUUGCAACUCCCCGCUGUUCUCCUGGCUUUUAUGGGCAGCGCGAACGAGCUCCAGUUUCUCAUUCAGAGUCUUCGGGUUGGACUCGUCCCAUCCAUGCCUGGGCUCUGUGGAACAAGCAUGGAGAAGGAAUGGGGAUUACUUGGCUUUCUUGUUCUGUCAUUAAGUUUUCUUGUCAGCAAUGGCCAAAACAUUGUCUGUGCACAGAACACAGUGGCUGACAUUGUAUUCCUGGUGGAUGGUUCAAACAGUAUUGGGCCGGCGAACUUCCAACAAAUCCGUGAAUUCCUCUCCUCGCUCGUAGAGAACUUUGAAGUUGCUCCUGACAGAAUCAGGAUCGGUUUGGUCCAGUACAGUGACACACCGUAUACUGAAUUUUCACUCAGCACUUACCAGAACAAAGAGGAAAUUCUCAGCUACAUCAAAAAUCUUCGUUAUAAAACCGGCGGGACGUUUACUGGCAAGGGUUUGGAGUUCAUGCUGAAACAACACUUUGUUGAAAAGGCCGGAAGUCGAGCACAGCAGAAUGUUCCUCAGAUUGCCAUUGUUAUCACAGAUGGUGACUCUCAAGAUGAGGUCAAGUCACAGGCUCAGGAGCUGAGGCAAAGGGGAAUCAAAAUAUUCGCCAUUGGGAUCAAAGAUGCAAACGAGACGUUACUGAGACAGAUCGCGAGUGAGCCGUAUGAUCAGCACGGCUACAGCGUAUCAGAAUUUGCAGCUCUGCAGGGAAUCUCUCAGAGUGUAAUCCGGAAAGUGUGUACCGCUGUAGAGGAAACACAAAAAGAGGUCAUCCUGAUGUCAAGAGGUAUUUUUUAG
This is a messenger RNA of Sinocyclocheilus grahami, 972 nucleotides long. Its product is annotated as collagen alpha-4(VI) chain-like. The transcript has 6 exons. The record is from RefSeq and is a predicted model, not a curated record. NCBI's taxonomy places the organism in Eukaryota, Metazoa, Chordata, Actinopteri, Cypriniformes, Cyprinidae. The coding region runs from base 1 to 972 and encodes 323 amino acids.